AUGGCGUACUUUCUGCCUUCGUUCUUCCAGAAACGCCUACUGAAAUAUGCCCUGUCACGCCUGGGCAUCGUGGACACAGAGGCGCUGGACCUUGAUAAUCUGGGAAUUCGUUGGGGCCAGCGGAGUACAGUGGAACUGAGAGAUAUCGGGCUCAAGUUAGAGAAACUAGCGACCCUUCUCAACAUCCCGCCGACAUGUAAACUCCUCAGCGCCCGCGUCCAGCUCCUUCGGAUCACCGUUCCGGCCGACAUUUACAGCAGUGGUAUCAUCUGCGAAGCCUCCGGUAUCAUCGUACAUAUUCAGUUAUUGUCGGAUGAGCCAACCAAGGGCAGGCAUGGGAGCACGAUAUCUCAUUCUCCGUCGGUACACGGCUCAGAUGAAGGGCAAAUUUUACCGACCGCCACAAACCUGGCCGAAUCCUUCCUCGAGGCCGAGCCAACGGAGGAAAAGGAGGAGCUGCAGGCCGCAAUAUCGUCGCAGUCUCAUAUAUUGCAAAAGAGCUCUUCUUUUACGGACGAGGAAGAUGAAGAGCUUGGUCUCGGAAACGAGACAUUAUCCCUCCCGAGCUUCGUUGCGGGAUUCCUCAAAGGUGUGGCGGAUCGGUUACAGCUGAAGAUAAAGGAUGUCGCUGUGCGGCUUGAUAUGGAGUUGAAGCAGGAUGGUCCUUCGAAACGACAUCCCGAGGAUAAGCCGGAUCUGGUUGCAGGAUUAUUGACUGUGGGCGAGAUCGAUGUUCAUGGCGCGUCAGAAUUUACCGCGGGCGCCGACGACCCUGUGCCGGUGCGUGAAGGCAAGCGGUUGAUUUCCCUCGUUGAUAUUAACCUUGGGCUUGUGUCCGAUCCUGCGGUGUUCUCGAACUAUGCCCGGUUCACGGUGCCUGCAUCUCCAACCACUACGAUGCAGUCCAAAGAGAGUCAAUCUUCAAGUCGAGCUUUCUCGCCUCCGCCGCUAGAAUCGCCCGAUUUAGACCCUGGGCUGGCCAUGACCAGAUCAACGAUCUUUGAGCCAUCUCUUGGACUUGGCUUUGGAAGCACCAUGGAUCCAGGGCUAGAUGCAUCGACAUCUUCCCAUGAGACAUUAUCGCAUGAUGGCCGAUUCUCCGAUGCAGACUCGGAGGCAGUGCAUAGACAGGACAGAUACCCCGACGACUCUCAAAUCCUAGAUGAUGACGACCCUUUCCAUGAUAAUCCUGGAUAUUUGGAUUCGGUCAUUGAUACCCAGUUUGAUGAUUUUGAUGAUGUGCCGCCCGCGUUAUUCCACGGCCGAAGACGGCAAAUGGCAGAGAGCGGUGAUAGUUCUUAUCAUCUCGGUCUUGCAUUGCGUUCUAACCCUGGACUUGCAGAGUCGGCUAAUCUAGGGUAUUCUGAAACGGCCUCGCAGACAGAAAGUUUCAAUGGUCCACAGGGUUAUAACUCACACCAGGAGAGCCAAUUCGGAUUUGAAUCUAAUAUUACGCCGCAAUUCUCGGAGCAGGAUCAAGGAGGAGAGGCGCUUUCUACCUCUCGACAAAGCUUCCCACGCUCUCCCCAUCCAGAGCCUGCUCCACCAUCCGAUGCUGGCAGCGCAUCAUCUGCUGGAAGCCUUCCUGGCGCUCAUCUGACAGAGUCCAAGUACUUUUCUCAUGAUGAGGCCCAAAGUUUGUAUAUGAGUGCUAUGAGCCAGGGCACUGGUGAGAGCUUCGUUCCCAAUAUGCCGGGUGCAUGGGACUCAUUUCAUCCUGGUGAAAAAACAGGAAGCCCUACGGAAGACCGCAAAACGGGGACUGUAGCCAGUCACGACUCGCAGAUCAGCAAUGACGGGCAGGAUGAGCUUGCGGCAUCUACUCCAAAGUUGAAUGCUCCAUCGGAUUCGUACUCUGGCGAGCAACGAGAAGAAAGUCAGACUCGGCCCCAGUCUGCUGUCACCGAUAGGGCGUCUACGCCCUCCUCUCCCGCACUGCACAAGCCGAACGAGAUACGGAAGCCUUUUUUCAACGUCAACAAGAUCCUGAUUUGGUUGCCAUCGUCUUCUGAUGAGACAGAAGCAGACGUUGCUUCGCCUAGAAUUCCGGUUGACCGUACAGAGAGUGAUCCGAAGGAUCUCUUAUCUGGGAUACGCGAUUCUACCGUCGAUGAAAGCAUGUUUGUCUCGAAGUCCAACGCAUCUACCUGUGUAUCCAAAAGCUCUACCGGAUCCCGACUUUCGAGUGCAGGAAACCAUGCAGACCACCAACAAGGGCCAGUCGAGAACCAGGGACUGGCAGUUGAAAUAUUUGCGGUGUCUGUUCACUUUGACAUAGCUAUUGGUUGGCUUCUGGUCAAGGCAGGCCAGAGACUGUCCCAAAUGUUCAACGGUGAUGAAAAGGUCCAAACUCGAAAAGAGAACUUGCCAGUUCAACCAGUUCAACCAACAGCCGUGAAGCUUGAGGUACACAACAUUUCUCUCAAGUUCAUAGAGCAUGUAGCGGGUCAUGCAUACCCUCCAGAAGUCACGGGUACGCCACCACCUCCGCCAUUCACAUCCCUAGAGGACAUUGUUCUCCAGAUUACUGCUUCUGGCCUAGCAGUGCAUCUGUCCUCAAAUGAAAAGCGCAUGAAUCUCCACCUCGAUGUCUCGAAAUUCGCCUUUGGAAUUGCCUCUGGUGAUCUCAUUUCAUUUAACGAGUCUUUGAAAAUGCGUGAAUCUACACGGGACAUUACGACGCCCUCUCAGGGUGAUGUCUCUCUUUCUCUAACGAAAUCGGCGGACUCUGCCAAAGUUGAUGUCUCCACUCUCCCUCUUCAUAUCAAUCUCAAUAUCCAGCACCUAGAGGAGGUUCUCGGAUGGAUGGGCGGCUUAAGUACUAUCCUAGAACUUGGAAGUUCUAUGUCCUCGACAUCGACAAUGAAAGGAGCCCAUAAACCUCUAAAAAGGCGUCAACGAGGGGUCCACUUCGAGACUCCGGCUCCAUCCGUCCGCAAAGAUUCACAGGCCUCCGUUCCUUGGAAAGUGAAUGCUCGGCUGGGGGGUGUCGUGCUUGAUGUCAUUGGCGAAACGCAUUAUCUCAACCUCAGUACGACCGCGGUCAAAAUUGUUAGUCGGUUCGAGGGCAUUGGGCUCCAGAUUGACAAGGCACGACUCAGUGGACCGCACCCACUGGAUGACCUUUCUGAUGCACCUGCAAAGGUCACUCUCGUUAACAUCAGGGUUGAGUUCUUGUUCUCGCCCAAGGAAGUGGACCUCGAUCGGCUUUUGACCCUAAUCACGCCGUCCAAGGAUAAAUAUGAUGAUGACGAUGAUAUCAUGCUAGAGACUUUGCUUCGGCAGCGGAGGCAAGGAUCCGUUCUCCGUGUUACGGUAGCAGGAAUGAAGACCGUCAUUUCCAGCACCGGUGGCUUGGCUCCUCUCGCCUCCCUUGGAUCUGAGCUCGGUCGCCUGUCUAACGUGACCAAGUAUCUGCCAGAGGACGAUCGUCCUGGCAUUCUCACCUUGACACUUGUUCGAGAAUUCGAAACUCAGGUCCAUGUUGGAGGAGAUGUCGGCGAUAUCAAUGCGCACCUCACGAAUGUGGAGGUUGGCUGGAUCAGCAUGCCGUCUCUUACUGCUACGCAGGUUGGGACGCUGGUCAUCACCCGGAACAAGAAGGAAGAGCUAGUCGGCGAAGCGUUGCUAUCCAGCAAAGAGAAAACCCCGAUUGCGCCCCGUCCGCCUGUCCUCAUGGCACGUUUUAUUCCAGAUGAGAUGGAUCCCACGUUCAAGAUCAAACUACACCAUCUCCGUGUCGAGUAUACCAUUCCUUCCAUCAUGGCAUUCUUGGGUCUCAGUCAGGAUACAACGGGGGGCGAGUUGGCAGGUGAAAUGGCGAACUCCAUUGCUAAUCUCGCGGAGCACUCUGAUCGACUAGCUGGGGCAUCGGCCUUUUCUCCGUCUAGGUCCGAGGCGUCAGGUGCAUCCAGCAAGCCUACAAAGUUGGCUGUUGUGUUUCAAGACUGCGUGCUUGGUUUGAACCCGCGCAAUUCUCCUGCCAAGGGACUGGUGGUACUUACCAACUCCAAAUUCAGCGGCACUUUACAUGGCGAUGAAUCCUCAGAAGCUACCCUUGACAUUAGAAAGGCGUCCAUCAUGAUCAUCGACAACGAUGCGAAUACAGGAAGUGCUGAUAAUCUCCGCCAACGCACAUCAGCUGUCACGCAGAGCGAUCAGAUCCAAGAAUAUAUUGCGAAGGGAUACGUUCCCGUUUCUUCCAUUUCUACUGCUACGGUAGUGGUCAAAAUGAUGCGUCUUGCUGAGGAUGGCGCAAAGUCCCUGGACGUUGAGCUAAAGAAUCGCCUUCUGAUUUUGGAAACUUGUGCCGACUCAACUCAGACGCUCAUCAGCAUUCUGAACGGCCUUCAGCCUCCUACACCGCCCAGCGUCACUGUCAAGUACCGCACAGAGGUCACGCCAAUCCAGGACAUGCUUGCUUCUUUCUCGGGAAAUGCUUUCAAUGCUGACCCUUCCUUCCCUCUUGGCGAGAAGGUUGAUCCGGCACUUGAUCUUGGAGGCAUUCCAGAAGAGGAAGAACUCGACAAUGAUGAACUUGAAUAUGUCAGCGAUUUCUACCCCAAGCAGCACGAUGCAUCUAUCGGUGAUGUGAACGUUGAGCCGACGGGUAUGGGUGAGAACAACGAACUCAUCGACAGUUUCCAUUCUCAGUACCACGUCUCGUCAAGUCUCACAGAGCUCGACUUCCAGGAGGACCAUUUUGCGAAGCAGUCUGCCGUCGGAGGUACUGCCCAUCGCUGGGACUCCACGCAGAACACCUACGGCCUCUCGAAUGACACCAAGCUUCAGAAAAGCCCUCUUCGUGUAAGGGUGCGAGAUGUACAUGUGAUCUGGAAUUUGUUCGAUGGUUAUGAUUGGCAGCGAACCCGAGACACCAUCUCCAAGGCGGUUGAAGACGUUGAAACCAAGGCCACUGAACGACGAGCCCGGACCUCCCGCAUGUCUCCUUCGGCCGAAGAUGAAGAAGAAUCGGUGAUUGGAGAUUUCCUCUUUAAUUCCAUCUAUAUCGGCAUUCCUGCGAACAAAGACCCUCGGGACCUACAUCGAGAAAUUAAUCGCGACAUCAACGAUCUCACAAGCGAGACUGGUAGCUAUGCCACAUCCACUACCGUCACCGGUGCAACCGCACGGCAGGGACGAGCUACGUCGGGAAGAGACAAGAAGAGACUUCGCUUGCAUCGUAGCAAACAUCACAAGAUGACUUUCGAACUGUCUGGCAUUUGCGCGGACCUUGUUGUAUUCCCGCCGGGCUCGGAAGAGACACAGAGCUCUCUGGAUGUACGAGUGAAGGAUUUGGAGAUCUUUGACCACGUGCCUACCUCGACGUGGAAGAAGUUUGCUACAUACCUACAUGAAGCGGGAGAGCGCGAGAGUGGGACAAGCAUGGUGCAUCUGGAGAUCUUGACUGUGAAGCCCAUCCCGGAACUUGCAGCGUCCGAGAUUGUUCUCAAGGCUACUGUACUACCGCUCCGACUACACGUUGAUCAAGAUGCUCUUGAUUUCAUGAGUCGCUUCUUCGAAUUCCGAGACGAAUCGAUGGAGGCUUCGAAUACUCCCGGAGAUGCCCCAUUCCUACAGCGUGUUGAAGUCAAUGCUAUCCAAGUCAAAUUAGACUUCAAACCGAAACGAGUGGACUACGCCGGCCUUCGAUCUGGCCGUACAACCGAAUUUAUGAACUUUUUCGUCCUGGACGGCUCUGACAUGGUGCUACGGCAUGUCAUCAUCUAUGGAGUAUCUGGAUUCGACCGUCUCGGGAACACCCUCAACGACAUCUGGAUGCCGGACGUCAAGGCCAAUCAGCUUCCUGGAGUCCUUGCCGGUCUUGCGCCCAUUCGAUCCUUGGUCAACGUGGGUGGUGGUGUGCGACAGUUGUUUGUCGUCCCAAUGCGCGAGUAUAAGAAAGACGGCCGAAUCGUGCGCAGCAUCCAAAAGGGUGCAGCUGCAUUUGCCAAAACGACAUCCAACGAGCUCAUCAAGCUAGGAGCGAAAUUGGCCAUCGGCACGCAAACCGUCUUGCAAGGCGCAGAGGACCUACUAACUUCUCCGAACGCCCCAUUGGCUGUUUCCGACGAAGACCGCGGCGACGAGGAGGAAGCCAAGAAAAUUUCUCUCUAUGCUGACCAGCCGAUCGGUGUCGUACAGGGUUUGCGGGGUGGCUUCAGCGGUCUCGAACGCGAUCUGCUACUGGCGCGUGAUGCGAUCGUCGCGGUCCCUGGCGAGGUUGUGGAGAGCGGUAGCGCCAAAGAUGCGGCCAAGGCAGUGUUGAGGCGAGCCCCGACAGUCAUACUCCGACCUGCCAUUGGCGUUUCUAAAGCUGUUGGACAGACGCUCCUAGGUGCUGGAAAUACUUUGGAUCCGAGCAACCGGCGCAAGAUGGAAGAUAAAUAUAAACGUCACUAG
Penicillium daleae is the source of this 6402-nucleotide messenger RNA. RefSeq lists its product as uncharacterized. Lineage: Eukaryota; Fungi; Ascomycota; Eurotiomycetes; Eurotiales; Aspergillaceae. The record is from RefSeq and is a predicted model, not a curated record. Gene Ontology annotation, cellular component: extrinsic component of membrane; phagophore assembly site. Gene Ontology annotation, molecular function: phosphatidylinositol-3-phosphate binding. The transcript is spliced from 4 exons. The coding region runs from base 1 to 6402 and encodes 2133 amino acids. Gene Ontology annotation, biological process: autophagosome assembly; autophagy of mitochondrion; reticulophagy.